Messenger RNA from Mercurialis annua (annual mercury), 906 nucleotides. RefSeq names its product RNA polymerase II C-terminal domain phosphatase-like 4. Bases 1 to 906 code for a protein of 301 amino acids. Gene Ontology annotation, molecular function: RNA polymerase II CTD heptapeptide repeat phosphatase activity. Gene Ontology annotation, cellular component: nucleus. NCBI's taxonomy places the organism in Eukaryota, Viridiplantae, Streptophyta, Magnoliopsida, Malpighiales, Euphorbiaceae. The record is from RefSeq and is a predicted model, not a curated record. The transcript has a single exon.
AUGGAAACAAAUUCCUCAGAUAAGCCUUUUUUUGCUACAUGUUCACAUCCAGCGGUCUUGAGAUCAAUCUGCAUCAACUGCCGACAAAAAAUUUCCGAUCAUCACGGCCUGCGAUUUGAUUACAUAAAUCGUGGUUUAAGGUUAACCAAAACUGAAGUUAAUCGGAUGCGUAAUUUCGAGACAAAUAUUCUUUUGAAGAAGAAGAAGCUAAUCUUGGUUCUUGAUUUAGAUGAGACAUUGAUUCAUACUACUCUAGAAUCAGUUUCCAAAGAAAUAGAAUCUCUGCAAGAUGUUUUUAAGGUAAAAUUGACAGGUUUUUCUUGCACUGUCAAGUUAAGGCCGUUUGUUCUUGAAUUCCUCGAACAAGCUAGUACCAUGUUCGAGUUGUACGUCUACACUAACUCUUAUCAAGCUUACGCCAAGGAGAUUGUGAAGCUGCUCGACCCUGAUAAUAAAUACUUCAAUUCAAGAUUAAUUUCGCGAGAUGACAGUACCUUAUGUGGUCGAAAGGAUCUUGACAUAGUGAUGGGGCAAGAAAGGACGGUUGUUAUUCUUGACGACAGAACCGACGUGUGGCCAAAUCACAAUGGUAAUGUGAUUCAAGUUCAGAAAUACGAGUACUUCUCUCCGACAGUCGCCAAGUCGAAGAGUAAAUCUUUUGGAGAGAGAAAAACGGAUGAAGAUAUCAAAAUAAUGAAAACAUAUUGGAAAAUUUUGAAAAAGGUACACAGUCAAUUUUUUGAUGAUAAACAUGAUCAUGAUCUUGGUAGCAGAGAUGUAAGGGGUAUUUUGAGGGAAGUUCAAGGUGAAACUGUAGUAGGAAAUAAGUCGACCGCCAAGAAUAAAGUUGCCCAUGUUUGGAUGAUGGCUAAAAAAAUGGGUGCAUGUAUUUCUCUUCAACUCUAA